UGGGUGGGUUGGCUGGCAGUUGUGCAGCAUCCCUCUUUCUCUUUCUUCUUCCCUAUAGAAAGGAAAGAAGAGCAAGGCAGACCCAGGGGAAGCAGUGUGUGUCUGUGGGGGGUGAAGUCAGUCAGUCUGUCUGCCAGCCAAGUGCUGCUCCCUGGCGCUCAGAGGCUGCUCCAUCGCUCUCGCUCGCUCUCCAGCCUCCAACUCCCGCAUCAUUCAUUGCUCGCCGGCUACUACCAUGCGAGAUCAUGGCCGCCUUCGGGCUCCUCAGCUAUGAGCAGAGACCUCUCAAGCGCACCCGCCUGGGGCCCCCCGACGUCUACCCUCAGGACCCCAAACAGAAGGAGGAUGAGCUUACUGCUGUGAAUGUAAAGCAGGGAUUCAGCAAUCAGCCAGCCUUCUCUGGAGAUGAGCAUGGGUCUGCUAGGAAUAUUGUCAUUAACCCUUCAAAGAUUGGUGCUUAUUUUAGCAGCAUAUUAGCAGAGAAGUUAAAGCUUAAUACUUUCCAGGACACAGGAAAGAAGAAACCACAAGUCAAUGCCAAAGACAAUUAUUGGCUAGUUACUGCUCGUUCUCAGAGUGCAAUUCACAGCUGGUUUGCAGAUUUAGCAGGAAACAGACCACUGACUAUACUAGCAAAAAAGGUUCCAAUUCUCAGUAAAAAGGAAGAUGUUUUUGCUUAUUUAGCAAAAUACUCUGUGCCACUGCUGCGAGGAGCAUGGCUGAUCAAAAUGACAUGUGCCUAUUAUGCUGCCAUUUCUGAAGCUAAAAUCAAGAAACGUCAAGCUGCUGAUCCAAAUCUUGAAUGGACUCAGAUUUCAACCAGAUACCUUCGAGAACAGCUAACAAAGAUUGCAGAUUUUUAUCAUAUGACCUCAAACCAAGGCGGUAACUCUGUAGUUGUGCCUCCUGAGGUGGAACAAGCCCUGAAGCAAUGGGAAUAUAAUGAAAAGUUGGCAUUUUAUAUGUUCCAGGAAGGAAUGCUUGAAAGACAUGAAUAUUUAACAUGGAUAUUGGAUGUCUUGGAAAAAAUGAGACCUGCUGAGGAAGAACUUUUGAAACUGCUCCUACCAGUAAUGUUGCAGUAUACAGAAGAGUUUGUUCAGUCAGCCUACCUGUCACGCCGCCUUGCUUAUUUCUGUGCCAGACGUGUCUCUUUAUUGAUAAGUGACAGUCCUAACCUCAUAGCUACCCACUCACCUCAUAUGAUUAUUGGACCAAAUAACCCUCCUUUAGCAGCACCCAGCCCUACUACAGCUGGUCCCGUGGUAAACUCUGUGCAGCUAGCCUGUUCAGAUUUCCUCUCUUGCCCUCAGCAUCGCCCACUUGUUUAUGGACUAAGUUGUAUGCUGCAGACUAUAGCUCUCUGUUGCCCAAGUGCCUUGGUGUGGAAUUAUUCCACAAAUGAAAGUAAAAACGUCAAUCCUGGUUCACCGUUGGAUUUACUUCAAGUUGCUCCAUCUAGUUUACCUAUGCCAGGGGGAAAUUCUGCCUUCAAUCAGCAGGUUCGUGCAAAGAUUUAUGAGGUGGAACAGCAAAUAAAACAAAGGGGUCGUGCUGUGGAAGUGCGGUGGUCAUUUGACAAAUGCCAAGAAUCAACUGCAGGAGUUACUAUAAGCCGGGUUUUGCAUACAUUGGAAGUGUUGGAUAGGCAUUGCUUUGAUCGAUCAGAUUCUAGUAAUUCAAUGGAAAGUCUUUAUCAUAAGAUUUUUUGGCCAAACCAGAACAAGGAUAGCCAAGAGGGAAACCAGGAACAAUUAAAUCCAUCAUCUUCUAACCUUUUAUUUGUCUUCAGGAUUGCUGACCCAAACAGUGAAUAUGAGAAGAUGGAGUUUGUAAACCUGGUGCUGCUUUUCUGUGAGUUUAUACGCCAUGAUGUUUUCUCCCAUGAUGCUUACAUGUGCACUUUAAUAUCACGUGGAGACUUGUCAGUCACUACAGCUUCUAGGUCACGCUCACCAACUGAGGAAAAUAUGGAUGAACAGUAUGCUAGGGAGCAAGAUAUGAAAUUGGAGAUUUUUUCGCCAAUGCCUGGGGAGCCUUGUGAGAACUUGAGUUCCAUGUCUGUACUUGACAGAAGAAUUUCAAUUAACAGUGAAAAAUCUGUGAAGAGAGAGAAAGUGAAGGAGUUGAUCUUUCCAUCAAACUACAACCUCCUUCGCCAUUUGCAAUAUGCAACACAUUUUCCUAUACCUCUGGAUGAAUCUUCGAGUCAUGAAUGUAACCAGCGUAUGAUUCUUCUUUAUGGUGUUGGCAAGGAACGCGAAGAGGCAAGGCAUCAGCUAAAGAAGAUCACCAAAGAUAUCUUGAAAAUCUUAAAUAAGAAAAGCACUACUGAAAUGAGUGCUGGAGAUGAAGGGCAGAAAGUCAGAAAGAACAAGCAAGAAGCCUUUCCAACUUUAGAGACUGUGUUUACAAAACUGCAGCAGCUGUCAUACUUUGAUCAACAUCAAGUGACAUGCCAGAUUUCCAACAAUGUUCUGGAACAGAUUACUAGUUUUGCUUCAGGAACAUCAUACCACCUUCCAUUGGCUCACCAUAUACAGUUUAUAUUUGAUCUGAUGGAGCCUGCUCUAAAUAUCAAUGGCCUUAUUGACUUUGCUGUUCAGCUGCUGAAUGAGCUGAGUGUGGUAGAAGCUGAGCUUCUGCUGAAGUCAUCCAGCCUGGCAGGGAGUUAUACAACAGGGCUGUGUGUUUGCAUUGUUGCUGUGCUGAGGCAUUACCAUGCCUGCCUCAUUUUGAAUCCAGACCAAACUGCUCAGGUUUUUGAAGGAUUAUGUGGUGUUGUCAAACAUGUUGUUAAUCCAUCUGAAUGCUCUUCUCCAGAAAGAUGUAUUUUAGCCUAUCUCUAUGAUCUCUAUGUAUCAUGUAGCCAUCUCAGAAGCAAAUUUGGAGAUCUGUUCAGUAGUGCCUGCUCAAAAGUGAAACAAACUAUUUACAGUAAUGUGCAGCCUUCAAACUCCAACUUGUUAUGGGAUCCAGAAUUUAUGCUGGACUUUAUAGAGAAUCCCUCUAUUCGCAGCCUCAACUAUUCAAUGUUGGGCAAGAUCUUGAGUGAAAAUGCUCCUAGUCGUUAUAGCUUUGUGUGUAAUGCAUUAAUGAAUGUAUGCAUGGGACAUCAAGAUACAGGCAGAAUUAAUGACAUUGCCAACUUGUGUGCAGAGUUAACGGCUUGCUGUACAGUGCUAAGCUCAGAAUGGUUAGGUGUCUUGAAAGCCCUUUGCUGCUCUUCAAACCAUGUCUGGGGAUUUAAUGACCUUCUUUGCAGUGUGGAUGUCAGCGACCUUUCCUUCCAUGAUUCAUUGGCCACUUUUGUUGCAGUACUCAUAGCCCGCCAGUGUUUCUUCUUGGAGGAUGUAGUUCAGCAUGUUGCGCUUCCCUCUUUACUUACAGCAGCCUGUGGAGAUCCAGAUGCUGAGCCUGGAGCAAGGAUGACAUGCAGACUUCUGCUACACCUUUUUCGAACACCUGAGGUUUCUCUUUUACCAACUGGGAAAUCUUUUCUGGGAAUUCGGUCGUCUUGUGACCGACGCCUGUUAACUGCUGCUCACAACAGCAUAGAAGUGGGAGCUGUGUUUGCUGUUCUGAAAGCAAUACUGAUGCUUGGUGAUGCUGAAAUUGGAAGCAACAGUAUCCCAUCACUGAAAAAAUCAGAUUACUCUGUACGAAGAUUACUAGGUGAUCUUAAUGAUGAUGAGAUAUGGGAUACUUCAUCACAUUCUUUGAAAUUAUGUGGAAAACCUGUCUCCAUAGAAACUGCUAGUCUCAGUGAAUAUGCUAGAUAUGUGUUAAGAAGUAUAUGUCAGCAGGAAUGGGUGGGAGAACACUGCUUGAAAGAACCUGAAAGGCUGUGUACUGACAAAGAUCUCAUCCUGGACCCAGUUCUCUCAAACAAGCAAGCACAGAAAUUGUUGCAGCUUAUCUGUUAUCCUCAUGGUGUUAAAGAAUGUGCAGAGGGUGACAAUCCUCAAAGACAACACAUCAAGCGCAUUCUUCAGAAUCUAGACCAGUGGACUCUCCGGCAAUCGUGGCUGGAACUCCAACUGAUGAUUAAACAGUGUAUGAAGGAGCCUGGUUCUGGGUCUGUGGCUGAAAUGAACAGCUUGUUGGAUAAUAUUGCAAAGGCGACAAUAGAGGUGUUUCAGCAAUCCGCUGAUCUAAACAAUAACUCUUCUAACUCUGGUAUAGGCCUCUUCAAUCCAAAAUCUGUUGGAAAUGCUGACACACAUAUUACAAGGCAGAACAGUAAAAAGACAUUCCUAAGUUCUUCUGAACGGCAAGGUGUGUGGCUUGUGGCUCCCUUGAUUGCAAAGCUGCCUACUUCUGUUCAAGGCAGAGUUUUGAAAGCAGCAGGAGAAGAGCUAGAGAAAGGCCAGCAUUUGGGAUCAUCUUCAAAGAAGGAGAGAGACAGGCAAAAACAAAAGAGCAUGUCACUUUUGAGUCAGCAACCUUUCCUUUCUUUGGUACUUACUUGCCUUAAGGGACAGGAUGAGCAGCGAGAAGGGCUUCUAACAUCUCUACAAAAUCAAGUUAAUCAGAUAUUAAGCAACUGGAGGGAAGAACGAUGCCAGGAUGAUAUUAAAGCAAGACAAAUGAUGCAUGAAGCCUUGCAACUCCGUCUUAAUUUGGUGGGAGGGAUGUUUGACACCGUGCAAAGAAGUACACAGUGGACCACAGACUGGGCACUUCUGCUCCUUCAGAUAAUAACAUCAGGAACAGUUGACAUGCAGACAAACAAUGAAUUAUUUACAACUGUGCUUGACAUGCUGAGUGUGUUGAUCAAUGGAACAUUAGCUUCAGACUUGUCAAAUGCAAAUGAAGAGAACAAACGGGCAUACACGAAUUUGGUGAAAAAGUUGAAAAAGGAACUAGGAGAUAAGUGUUCAGAAAGUAUUGACAAAGUUCGUCAACUUCUACCCUUGCCAAAACAAAUGUGUGACAUUAUUGCUUGUGAGCCCAUGGGAUCAUUAAUUGAUACAAAGGGAAACAAAAUAGCAGGAUUUGACUCCAUAGAUAAGAAACAGGGCCUUCAAGUCUCAACUAAGCAGAAAGUUUCCCCAUGGGAUUUAUUUGAGGGCAACAAGAAUCCUGCGCCACUCUCCUGGGCUUGGUUUGGAACUGUCCGUAUUGACAGGAAAAUAAUAAAAUAUGAAGAACAGCAGCACCUCCUCCUCUACCACAUGCAUUCAAAACCCAAGCCACGAAGUUACUAUCUUGAACCUUUACCUCUUCCUCCUGAAGAAGAGGAGGAGGAAGAAGACCCCACCACCCCUGGAUCUCAGGAAGCAGAGCGAAAGUCAGCAGAGCUGUCGGAUCAGGGAAAACUUUCAAUUGAUGAAGAAAAGAAGGGGAAAGGGAGAAAAAGAAAGAUGAAAUCAACUUCCAGAACAGAUGACAGCAUAUAUAGAGUGCCUCCCAAUUAUUCACCAGUUUCUUCUCAAAUGAUGCACCAUCAUCAGUCUACUUUGUGGGGCUACAAUGUUAUGGGACAGCCUCAACAGGCUGGUUUCUUUGUCCAGAAUCACCUUCUUCCACCAGGUGGCUCCCGAUUGGAUCCUACAGGCUCAUUUGUCCCAACCAACACAAAACAAGUGCUAUCUAACAUGUUACAAAGGCGUUCCAACACCAUGAUGCAGCCACCAUCUAUUCAUGCAAUUACUUCUCAGCAGCAACAGCAACAAUUGCUCCAAAUGAGGAUGAUGCAGCAGCAGCAACAGCAACAGCAGCAGCAGCGAUUUUUAAGACAGCAAGCCCAGGGUCCAGCAAUCGAUCAGGCAGCUAUUUUUUCCCAGCAGGCCCGACCUUCUCAGCUUCCACAGUAUCCAGGGAUACAUCAUGCACAGGCCAUUCCUCAUGGCUAUACAAUGUAUAGUACUCAAAUGUCAUUGCAAUCACAGCAGGCUGGCGGUUUAGUCCUUUCACCUACCUACAGCCCCAGAACAUAUCAAGCAGCUCAUUCAAAUCCAGCUCUAAUGGAGAGACUAAGGCAGAUUCAACAACAGCCAAGUGGGUACAUUCAUCAGCAAGCAGCUGCCUAUCUUCAACCUUUAACAGGCAAUCAGCGCUUAGGUCACCAGGUUUUGCAGCAAAAUCCUUUGGUUGGAGGGGCACUAGAUGCUAUACCAACCACAGCUUCCCACCCAAACCUUAACUCAAUACAAAUGCCUCAGGAACAGAUGAGACAGAGACAGCAGCACAUUCGACAACAGAGACUCCUUCAGUUGCAGCAACAGCAACAACAGCACCAAAGUCAGCAGCAAGCCCUUAGUCUCCAAGCAAUGCAGUCUCAGCAACCAUUGUUCCCAAGGCAAGGCUUGCAACAGACACAACAGCAACAACAAACAGCUGCUCUUGUCAGACAGCUCCAAAAACAGCUGUCAAGUAACCAGCCACAGCAGGGAGUGAACCCAUACGGUCACCCUUCACACUUCUGAAGAGUGAAGAAAGACAAAGUGUUUGCACUGAAAAGUAGGAGAACAGAACUUGAUGCACUAAUUUUGUUUAGGUUUUUUUUGUGUGUGCUGCAACUAAUGUGAAUAUGUAAAAAAAUGUGAUUUUGUUUGUUUGUUUUGUUUUUAAUUAACAUUUGGAAUAUGUCGGCCUAUAUUAAAAAUGAUGUUGCUGCAAAAUAUAUGAACUUGGUGCUUUGGGAUAUUAAAACGUUUCCCCCCAAAAGAUUACAAAUCCUGGAUUUCUUUUUUUCUGGAGAACAAGGAUUUUUUUCAUCCUUCUUAAGAACUCGCUGGACCAAACCUAUUGACUAAACAACCCACUCUUUUUUGCAUAAUGAUUACCCCACCCACCCCCAUAUAUUUUACCAGUUUUGGGUAAAACUUGUAUUGAUUUUAGUUGUGUUAAUUUUGAUAAUGUUUGUAGUUUUCACAAGCACUUUAUAAACUCAUUAUUUUCAAAGUUCCUGAUUACUCCCUUACUUUAAUGGAAAUAAUAAAAUUUUGAAGGAAGAGCCCUAUUUGUAGUCAUAAAGUUUCUAUAAAAAUUCCAUAGUUCAACAAUAAUGAACCUGCUAGAUUUUUCUUUCAUUGGAAAUCUCACUGGAAACAGCAACUUUUGCAAUCAAAACCACAACAAUGAUGGGACAAUUUACUUGGAAUGAGGCAAUGGAUGCUACUGGAGAAGUCACAAUUAAACCUAUUUUAGACUCCAGUUAUGUGUAUUGUUGGUUAGUAUCCAUGCAUAACUACUACAAAAGUCUGUGGAAUUUAAAAAUUGCCAGUUAUGCACAGAGUUAUAGCCUGUAGUUUUAGUUAAAGACUGGAAUCAGAAAGCAUAUUGGUUUUCAUGUUGUCUCCCAUAAUCUUUUUUGGAAAUAUUUACUAGAGCUUCCACAGCAUGAAACAGAAGUUAAGGUGACAAUUUUCUACUUUUUAUUGUGUAAGUAUUCCAAAACAGUUUUGGGAAGUUGGUUCUCCUCCUUCCAAAUGGAGAUGUUACCCAGUAAUGUGAAGAAUAACUGUUUGCUGUGAUGUUUUAGAUAUAUUACUUUUAAUGACACUCUAUCUAUGGCAGUGUAUGUGUGGGAUGAGAUUUAUUGCAUAAUGUGAGCCUCCACUGACAAUGUUAAAUAGCAGUUUUGUUUGCCAAGGACUGGAAAUUAUCUAUCUUACAACAGGAGUGGACAAUCUCUGGCCUUCUAGAUGGUCUGGGCAUCCAUCAGCCCUAUGCAGCAUGACAAGUGGUAAAGGAUUGUGGGAGCUGUAGUCCAAAACAUCUGGACAAAGAGCUGAUGAGUAGCAAAUGUAUAUAUACUGGUGAGGGCUCACAUUAUAGAAUACUUCCUACACAUGAAUGGUUAAGGAGAAACCCUAGCUAGAACUUCAGUUUUGUAUGGAGGAACAUAAAGUCUUGACUUCUUACCUGCCAUCGUAAGCAGUCCAGGCUCAGGAUUACCACUCCAGCUACUGUUUAUGAGAACUAGGCCUUAGUUUUCUAGUCACAGGGAUAUUUAUUUAUUAUUUUGUACUGUAGGCACUCAAAACUUUAAAUUUGGGUUAUUUUUGUUCAUGUAAAUACAGCUGUAUUUAUAAAUUUGCUGCAAAAGCACAAUUAAAUUAUUCAUCAAAUGUAUUGCUAUAAAAAUAGAAACUAUUUUAACCUUGUAGAAGUCCUAUUUGCUCAUAUUCGAGUAAAAAUUAUCAGACAAAACUACUGUUUUGUGAAUUUGGGGUAUUCUUUAUUAUCUUUUUAGAAUUAGAUGGACAAAUUUUAAUUAUGACCUAUGUAGGGCAUUUAAAACAUUUGGAACUAUUUUACCAUGUUUAUGUACAAAUUUCUCAUUUGCCUUGUAUUAGGAUUACAGUAAAAUUUACUGUGAAAUAAAACGGUAUCUACUGAGUAAA
Messenger RNA from Sceloporus undulatus (fence lizard), 8354 nucleotides. RefSeq names its product mediator complex subunit 12L (gene MED12L). The transcript has 42 exons. NCBI's taxonomy places the organism in Eukaryota, Metazoa, Chordata, Lepidosauria, Squamata, Phrynosomatidae. Gene Ontology annotation, molecular function: beta-catenin binding; transcription coactivator activity. Gene Ontology annotation, cellular component: mediator complex. The record is from RefSeq and is a predicted model, not a curated record. Bases 246 to 6431 code for a protein of 2061 amino acids. Gene Ontology annotation, biological process: regulation of transcription by RNA polymerase II.